Messenger RNA from Sitodiplosis mosellana (orange wheat blossom midge), 2092 nucleotides. Its product is annotated as synaptic vesicle glycoprotein 2B-like. Bases 46 to 1632 code for a protein of 528 amino acids. Gene Ontology annotation, molecular function: transmembrane transporter activity. Gene Ontology annotation, biological process: transmembrane transport. Lineage: Eukaryota; Metazoa; Arthropoda; Insecta; Diptera; Cecidomyiidae. The transcript is spliced from 9 exons. The record is from RefSeq and is a predicted model, not a curated record.
GAACGGAGUAGUCUUCUCGUUGAUCUUUAAUUAACACCACGUGAAAUGAAAAACAAGUACAACCUCAGCUCUAGUUUAAGUCGGGAAGACAACAAAAGACCCAGCAUCGACUACAAUGGGAAUAAAGAGUACACAUUGGAUGAAGCCAUCUACCUCACAGGCUUCGGGCGGUUCAAUGUGGCUAUAGUGAUUUUGUCUGGAAUAGUCAUUAUGGGUGCUACGAUAGAAAACAUAAGUAUUGCAUUUGUUCUUCCUUAUGCAAAUUGCGAUCUUAAUAUGACAACAACUGAAUUGGGACUCGUUUCAUCGAUCGCAUUUCUCGGAAUUGUUGUGAGCUCGCACUGGUGGGGUUUCCUAGCGGAUACUUGGGGACGACAGAAAGUCAUACGGUUGACCGCAACAUGUGCACUAAUCAGCGCCCUCUUAUCCGCUUUUGCAGUGAAUGCAGCAACGUUGGUUUUACUACGAUUUUGCGUUGGGAUAUUCAUUUCGGGUCUUCAAGCAAGCGUCUUCUCUUAUGUCAGUGAGUUCCAUACCAAAUUGACCGCUCCAAGAGCAGCAUCGUUUGUGUCCAUGUUUAUGCCAAUGAUUUUUAUUUUUGCUUCAAUCGUUGGAAUGAUACUAAUUCCAAUGAACUGGAGCAUCAAUUUAUUUUUCAUCAAAUUCGUUCCAUGGAGACUGUAUAUUAUCGUCAUUGCUAUUGUAAAUGCUGUGAAUACCAUAGUGUUCUCAUUCAUGCCCGAAACGCCAAAAUUUCUGCUUGCUAUGAGUAAACCAAAUGAAGCGUUAGAUGUUUUGAGGAAAAUGUACGAAAUCAACACUGGAAGUAUAAAAGAAGGGUAUCCAGUUUAUUAUUUGAUUAGUGAGGCAAGUGCAAAUGAUUUGACGGCAACAAAAGGAUUUAUGAACAUAUUGAAAUUAGUGUGGAAUCAAACAAAGCCAAUUUUCGUUGCACCAUACUUAGACAGCACGGUUAAGCUCUGUUUCAUGGUGUUCACACUUUUCGCCAUUGGACAUGGAACUGCAAUGUGGCUUCCAGAUUUUCUGAUUCAGCUUCAUAAUAAUGAGGACGCAAGUAAAACGCUGUGUGGUGUUGUGGGACAUGAACGACUAAUUUUAUCAAGUGAUCAAGAAUGUAAUAUAGAUAACGGUGACACGUUAACAUUUCAAAUAAUGUGCUAUAUCGGUGUGGUGUUUACGAUCUUAUCUGGACUAAUAAGCUUUUAUUUGGAUAAAGUUAAUCCACGUUUUUUAGUUCCUUCAUGGAUUAUAAUCUCGGGUCUUUGUGCACUAGCGCUAAAUCUUCUAACAGAGUUCUACACCAUUGUUAUAGCAUUUGUCACAUUUUUGAGCAGUAGCUUGUGCGCAGCGAUUGUCAGUGCGAUUAGCGUCAGCUUGUAUCCAACACAUAUUCGUGCGAUGGCCACGUGCUUCAUAUUCAUGUUUGGCAGAAUUGGAGGGCUAGCAGGAGGCAAUUUGGUUGGUGUGCUGGUGGAAAAUAAUUGCAAUUUGAUUUUUAAUGUAUUUGCAGGCCUCGCAUUCGUAUGCGCUUUCGUUUUUCUAUCCAUGAAAAAAGAAACUCCCACACCAGCGGUUCAGUCGAACGAUCAAACAAACAAUUGCUCGGCAUAAGGGCGAACUGAAAGUGAACGAUGUCACAUGUGAUAUGCUGUUAGAAUUACUGUUGUCAAGACUAAUAUCCAUAUUUAUUGUUAAUAUUCAAGCAUAACGUAUUGUAAUAAAUAACAAUAGACUUUUCAUUUGAGAAAUACACAGGAAAAUUCUUGAUUUUGCAAUCACUUUUCUCUCGAUGGUCGUUUGCAAAUCAAAACAGUUUUUCAGGAGAAUAAUAGUAGUUUCCUCUCGAUAUUCAGAUAAUCUACUUCGUUGGUGGCUUUUGGUUGUUUUGUUUGUCUCAGCUCAGUCAGCAGUAUUUGACAAGUGACUUUGUUUUGGUUUUGUGCGGUAUAUUCACGAACUGUUGUGUCAAAUUUAUUGUUUGCUGAAGAAAUUACACGUAGUUUUACGAUAUUUUCGUAACAGGGUUCAAAAACCAAUAAAUCAAGUGUUGUUCUUUCCGUCGUUGAAAUAA